Messenger RNA from Eufriesea mexicana, 638 nucleotides. Its product is annotated as transmembrane and coiled-coil domain-containing protein 1. Gene Ontology annotation, molecular function: calcium channel activity. The record is from RefSeq and is a predicted model, not a curated record. The transcript is spliced from 4 exons. Gene Ontology annotation, biological process: endoplasmic reticulum calcium ion homeostasis. The coding region runs from base 87 to 638 and encodes 183 amino acids. NCBI's taxonomy places the organism in Eukaryota, Metazoa, Arthropoda, Insecta, Hymenoptera, Apidae. Gene Ontology annotation, cellular component: endoplasmic reticulum membrane; endoplasmic reticulum; cytoplasm.
UGUUACGGGACAGGAAUGGUAUUUUCAACUUACAAAUUAUAUGUUCGAAUAAUUUAAACAAUAUUCGACGAAUAUUUUCUGUUACCAUGUGGGCUGACACUAUUUUAAUUGUAUUUAUUAGUAUCUGUACAGCUUUAUUAGGAGAAGGCUUAACGUGGUUAAUGGUUUAUAGAACAGAAAAAUAUCAGAAAUUAAAGGCUGAAGUAGAAAAACAAAGUAAAAAAUUGGAAAAAAGGAAAGAGGCACAUGGAGAUUCAUUAGAUAAACAGCAGAAAAAAAAGAUUGAACGAGAAGAAGAAAGGUUAAAGAAUAACAAUAGAGAUUUGUCUCUUGUAAAAAUGAAAUCAAUGUUUGCAAUUGGAUUUGCAUUUACUGCCCUUUUAAGCAUGUUUAAUAGUAUUUUUGAUGGCAGAGUUGUGGCAAGGUUACCUUUUGUACCAAUUAGUUGGAUACAAGGUUUAUCACAUAGAAACCUUCCAGGAGAUGAUUAUACAGAAUGUUCAUUCAUUUUUCUCUAUAUAUUAUGCACCAUGAGCAUUAGACAGAAUAUACAAAAAAUGCUUGGAUUUGCUCCCUCUAGAACUGCAAGUAAACAAAGUGGAAGUAUUUUUGGUCCUCCACCUCAACAAUUUAAAUAA